GCAGGAAGGAGGUAGCCGCUGAUUGGUUGGCGGCCCCUGCGCCAGCGGAACGCGACUGGGCUGAGGCGUGCCGGCCGGACACGGCCUCCGGGAGGACCGAGGGCUUCCGGUAGUUUGCUUUCAGAGGACAGGAAGAGACUGUUUUCAAUGGCGUCCUUAGUGGCUUACGAUGACUCGGACACAGAGGCUGAGACUGAGCCUGCGGAACAUCUUAGUGCUGCCGACCAGGUGGAAGAUACUUCUGAUGUGGUCACACCUCAUGGGCGGGAUUUUGCAUCCGGAGUUCUGGACAGGACAGAGGCGGGAGCACUGUCCACGGAGCAUGGUUCUUGUGAAGAUCCCGCUGGCCGCCGUCUCCCGCUGGUUCGGCUCUGGGGAAGUGACCCAGGAGCUCGCCCUGCCCGGAGGCUACAGUGGCCCAGGAUGGAGUCUGAGGUCACCUUCCCUACAGGUGAACCAUCUCAUCCUUCUCUCUGGACCAGCCAUGCCCCGGCUGGCCACAUGCCCCUGGCAGCUGCCCGCUUUAAGCAGGUGAAACUCUCCUGGGGAGCUUAUGACUCCCCUGAGCCAUCUUUCGGUGCCCAAACCAAAUCUGAGGCCCCGGGGAGAAAUGGCAGCUCUCUUCAGAGGAAAAGGUGUGAGGACUGUGUCAUACCAUACACCCCAAAAAGACUAAGGCAGAUGCAAACAUCAAACCCAGAAACAGGUGCGAGUAAAGACGUGGAGGCCCAGGGUCCCUCUGUGGGGCGUGCCCCGGCCCCUCUCGGUGUGGCACCUGGAGUGUCUGAGUUUAUUCAGCCAUAUUUGGACAGUCAGUAUAAAGAAACCACGAUCCCCAAAAGUGUGCUCUUCUGCCUGAGAGGCCACAGGGGCCCCGUGAACAGCGUGCAGUGGUGUCCAGUCUUUUCGAAGAGUCACAUGCUUCUCUCAGUUUCUAUGGACAAAACCUUCAAGGUGUGGAAUGCCGUGGACUCAGGGCGCUGCUUGCAGACCUACUUCCUGCACCACGAGGCCGUGCGGGCCGCCCAGUGGUCGCCCUGCGGCCAGCGCAUCCUCAGCGGUGGCUUCGACUUCGCCCUGCACCUAACAGACCUCGAAACAGGAACCCAGCUAUUCAGUGCUCAAAGUGACUUUAGAAUCACCACCUUGAAGUUUCAUCCAAAAGACCACAAUCUUUUUGUGUGUGGGGGCUUCAGCUCUGAAAUCAAAGCUUGGGAUAUCAGGACUGGCAAGGAGAGAUACACCUGCCCCAGCCUCACUUUGCACCCCCGGGAGCCUGUGUUCCUGGCGCAGACCAAUGGCAACUACCUGGCCCUCUUCUCUGCUGUGUGGCCCUACCGGAUGAGCAGAAGGCGGCGCUACGAAGGGCACAAGGUGGAAGGCUACUCGGUGGGCUGCGAGUGUUCCCCGGACGGUGACCUGCUGGUGACGGGCAGUGCCGACGGCCGGGUCCUGCUCUACAGCUUCCGCACUGCCAGCCGGGCGCGCACCCUGCCAGGCCACGCACAGGCCUGUGUCGGCACCACUUUCCACCCUGUGCUGCCCUCUGUCCUUGCCACCUGCUCCUGGGAGGGCGACAUUAAGAUCUGGCACUGAGCCUCCUAGUGUGGAGCCUCCCAGACACCAGCCAGGCCCCAGACUCCCCUCUGUCCUUGGGCGUGGGUGGGUGUGAGUAAGCAUUGAGCUUGCUGUCAUGGCCAGACCUGCGUGGAAGCUGCCUCCUCCACCAACUGACGCUGUUUCCUCAUCUAUAAAAUGGGGACAAAGGUCCAUUUGACUCAGGGUUGUGAAGACUGCAUUAGCAAAAGCACUCGGCUGUUGCCAGGGAUGUCAGUAAAUGUGUUGGCUAUUUCUUAGGUUAUUUCACUGACAAAUGUGUAUUGGCAGCUUCCUAUCGUCUGCCCACCCUGGCCCAUCGGGGCUCUGAGAUGGGGAACAGUGGGAGCCUGAGAUGGGGGCAGCCCUCUCUGCUGGGCCUGAUUGGGGGCUCCCCAAGGGCCACUGGGGGGCUCUGGGGGCCCCAGGUCUUGGGCCUGCCUCUAGAACUCCACACUGGAGCACAGCAGGCCCUGCAGCCUUCACAGGGCUCAGGCCUUCCCCUCUCCCUAUGCAGCAUGGCAGCUCCGGGUCCAGGGCUCCUUGCCCACCACCUGUCUGCACGUGUGCUGCCCACGUGGGCAUGUCUGGCCCCGGGGAAGGGGCAAUGUGGAGACAAAGGGCCCUUGAGGAGGCUCGGGGAGUUGGGGAGGCGGCAGACCCGGCUCCCUGGGGAUCUGGGUGGGCCCACGAACGCUGACCCACCCAGACCAUAAUCAAGGGGCUGCCCUUAAGAGCCUGGCAAUACCCCGACAGGUGAUAGGGGUGCCAUGGCUCAGGGCAGGUGCCUCCCUGCCUCCCGGGAUGCCUUCCUGGAGGAGG
This is a messenger RNA of Manis javanica (Malayan pangolin), 2418 nucleotides long. The record is from RefSeq and is a predicted model, not a curated record. NCBI's taxonomy places the organism in Eukaryota, Metazoa, Chordata, Mammalia, Pholidota, Manidae.